AUGGCCACUUUUGAUAAAAACUUACUUCUAAAUUAUGUUCCAGUUUAUGUAAUGCUCCCACUUGGAGUUGUUAGUGUUGAUAAUGUCUUGGAAGAUCCAGAGGGUAUUAAAGAACAGCUGGUGAAGCUACGAGCAGCGGGCGUCGAUGGUGUUAUGGUUGAUGUCUGGUGGGGGAUCAUUGAAAAAAAUGGACCUAAGCAGUAUGAUUGGAGUGCUUACAGAAGCUUGUUUCAGCUUGUUCAAGAAACUGGUUUGAAACUGCAAGCUAUCAUGUCAUUCCAUCAAUGUGGAGGGAAUGUAGGGGAUGUUGUAACCAUCCCAAUUCCACAAUGGGUACUUGACAUUGGAGAAUCAGAUCCUGAUAUUUUCUACACCAACCGUUCCGGUACUAGGGACAAGGAGUAUCUGACUAAUGGUGUAGAUAACAAGCCUAUCUUUCAUGGAAGAACAGCCAUUGAGGUAUAUAGUGAUUACAUGAAGAGUUUCAGAGAAAACAUGUCAGAUUUUUUAAAAUCAGAGGUUAUUAUAGACAUUGAAGUUGGCCUUGGUCCAGCAGGAGAACUCAGAUACCCGUCCUAUCCUCAAAAUCAAGGAUGGGUAUUUCCUGGAAUCGGAGAAUUUCAGUGUUAUGACAAAUAUUUGAAGGAAGAUUUCAAAUCGGCUGCAGCGAUUGCUGGCCAUUCUGAUUGGGAACUACCAGAUGACGCUGGCACAUACAAUGAUGUACCAGAAUCUACUGAAUUCUUCAAAACAAAUGGCACAUACCUUACCAAGAAAGGGAAAUUCUUCUUAACUUGGUACUCUAACCGAUUGCUGAAUCAUGGUGAUCAAAUCCUAGAUGAAGCUAACAAAGCUUUCCUUGGCUGUAAAGUCAAACUAGCAAUCAAAGUUUCUGGAAUCCACUGGUGGUACAAAGCUCCGAAUCAUGCUGCUGAACUCACUGCUGGAUAUUACAACCUUGAUGAUCGAGAUGGAUACCGUCCCAUUUCUAAAAUCGUGUCCCGUCAUCACGGCAUUAUGAACUUUACAUGUCUUGAGAUGAGGGACACGGAACAAAGCUCUGAUGCACAAAGUUCACCACAGAAACUUGUUCAGCAAGUAUUGAGUGGAGGUUGGAGAGAAAACAUUGAAGUUGCUGGAGAAAACGCACUUUCAAGGUAUGAUGCCACAGCUUAUAACCAAAUCCUACUGAAUGCAAGACCACAAGGUGUCAACAAAGACGGCCCUCCAAAACUUCGGAUGUAUGGAGUAACAUACCUUCGUCUAUCGGAAGAUUUAUUGCAACAAUCAAAUUUUGACAUAUUCAAAAAAUUUGUGUUAAAGAUGCAUGCAGAUCAGGAUUACUGUGAAGAUCCUCAAGAGUACAAUCAUGGCAUACCACCAUUAAAGCGAUCGGAACCAAAUAUUCCUGUUGAUGUUCUUCUUGAGGCAACUAAGCCAAUAGCGCCGUUCCCUUGGGAUUCAGAAACAGACUUGAAAGUUGAUGGCUAA
Messenger RNA from Lathyrus sativus (Indian pea), 1491 nucleotides. The record is from the annotation of a GenBank genome assembly. Lineage: Eukaryota; Viridiplantae; Streptophyta; Magnoliopsida; Fabales; Fabaceae.